Molecule: messenger RNA, 1183 nt
Organism: Nycticebus coucang (slow loris)
Lineage: Eukaryota; Metazoa; Chordata; Mammalia; Primates; Lorisidae
Product: aquaporin-3-like
Exons: 1
Coding region: 53-925 (290 amino acids)
Biological process (GO): glycerol transmembrane transport; water transport
Cellular component (GO): basolateral plasma membrane; plasma membrane
Molecular function (GO): glycerol channel activity; urea transmembrane transporter activity; water channel activity
Source: RefSeq, a predicted model, not a curated record
UCGCUGCGCCCGCUGCUCCUUCCCGCCCGACUGCGCUGCGCCUGCCACCGCCAUGGGCCGACAGAAGGAGCUGGUGUCCCGCUGCGGGGAGAUGCUCCAUAUCCGCCACCGGCUGUUCCGCCAGGCUCUGGCUGAGUGCUUGGGGACCCUUAUUCUCGUGAUGUUUGGCUGUGGUUCUGUGGCCCAGGUCAUACUCAGCAGGGGCACCCAUGGUAAUUUCCUUACCAUCAAUUUGGCCUUUGGUUUUGCUGUCACCUUGGGCGUCCUCAUCGCUGGCCAGGUCUCUGGGGCCCACCUGAACUCUGCUGUGACCUUUGCCAUGUGCUUCCUGGCCCAUGAGCCCUGGAUCAAGCUGCCCAUCUACACCCUGGCUCAGACUCUGGGAGCCUUCUUGGGUGCUGGGAUUGUUUGGGGGCUGUACUAUGAUGCAAUCUGGAGCUUUGCCAGCAAUCAGCUUGUAGUCUCCGGCCCCAAUGGCACAGCUGGCAUUUUUGCCACCUAUCCCUCUGGACACUUGGACAUGGUCAAUGGCUUCUUUGACCAGUUCAUAGGCACAGCCUCCCUCAUCCUGUGUGGGGUUGUUGACCCCUACAACAACCCUGUCCCCCGUGGCCUGGAGGCCUUCACUGUGGGCCUGGUAGUCCUGGUCAUUGGCACUUCUAUGGGCUUCAACUCUGGCUAUGCUGUCAACCCUGCCCGGGACUUUGGCCCUCGCCUUUUCAUCGCCAUUGCUGGCUGGGGUUCUGAAGUCUUCACAACCGGCCGGCACUGGUGGUGGGUGCCCAUUGUCUCUCCACUCCUGGGCUCCAUCGCGGGUGUCUUUGUGUACCGGCUCAUGAUUGGCUGCCACCUGGAGCAGCUCCCACCCUCCACUGAGUCGGAGAAUGUCAAGCUGGUCCAUGUGAAGCACAAGGAACAGGUCUGAGUGGGCAGGAGGCCACCCUGCCCACCCCUGAGCAUCCACUGACUGUGCAGGGGCCACUACCUAGAAGCCCCCUUCAUUAUCCCCGUCUACCUGCAUCUGGCUAGAUAGCCCCCUUCAGGAUUUCCACUAGACCCUGCCCAGAUAGGACCUUAGGCUACUGCCCUUAAGGUGUGGUGGAAUGGGGUUGUGUCAAUACAUCCCUUAAUCUCCCAAAAAGAGAGAAUGGGCAGCAGGUGUGUGCUCACGUGUGUGUGUGUG